Megachile rotundata (alfalfa leafcutting bee) is the source of this 6407-nucleotide messenger RNA. RefSeq lists its product as uncharacterized. The record is from RefSeq and is a predicted model, not a curated record. Gene Ontology annotation, molecular function: DNA-binding transcription activator activity, RNA polymerase II-specific; RNA polymerase II cis-regulatory region sequence-specific DNA binding. Gene Ontology annotation, cellular component: nucleus. Gene Ontology annotation, biological process: gliogenesis; regulation of transcription by RNA polymerase II. Lineage: Eukaryota; Metazoa; Arthropoda; Insecta; Hymenoptera; Megachilidae.
UCGAAGCUGACCAUCCCAAUCUACCAAUCCUAAAAAAACGUAACCCAGAAAAAUUCGUGAACAGCCUUAAACGACGGAUCAAAAUGGAUCCCCAAUUCCGAAGCACCGGUGGCCAGAAAGCAGGCUGUAAGAGAGGAGGGCGACGGUAACCAACGAUGAUCGAUCCCUGGCUAGGUCGAGAGGGGUUGUUGCGUACAAUUAGGCACCCUGUUCGAACAGCAGCGGAGGGCUGCCGAUUGGUCGAGGUCGGCCACUCCUCUAGGCGUAUCCUGACGACGAGCAGAGCUAACCACAGCGAGCAUACCGUUCGCCUCGAGCUAGUACACAUCCUGAAGAGCGGAGGCCCCUCAGUUCAAGCAGCGACUUCGUGUCGCACAUAUCGACACGCAGUGUUUUCCGCGUACAACGAGUUUACUCGCCAAAGACGGGUCGACACAUCGAGUCGAGCUAUCAGUGAAUUUUGUCGGAACAGAGAAACGCAAGUGUCCUGUAGAUUACUUUGUCCUGGUGAUGAAGGGACCAAUUAAGUUUUAGGGAUUUCUCCUUAACGACUGGUCAGUGAUUGUACCACUAGUGAUUUGAUGAUCAUUGGGAGGAUUGUGGUUACCUGGGACGAAAUUGGGACCAUCCACAGGUGAUACCGGCGCUAACUUGCCAGAGCAGCCACUACUAUGGUGGUACUGAGUCGCGUUGGGUCGCCGACUAUGUCAGCGACUGUCGCCGGCAAUCAGCAACAACAGCAUCCUCAUCAAGAAUGGGACAUCAACGACUCCAACGUUCCGAGGGUGGUGGAGUACGAUCCCUGGUGCGAAUGGGCGGACGGUCACGUGAGAAGGGUCUAUGGACCAGACUGUGAAGAAGCUAGAAGACACGCAUCAGGGUGGGCAAUGAGGAACACGAACAACCACAACGUCAGCAUCUUGAAGAAAUCCUGUCUCGGUGUUCUCGUCUGUUCGCAAGAAUGUAUACUACCCGGUGGUGGGAGAGUUCAUCUUCGACCAGCAAUUUGUGACAAGGCGAGGAAGAAGCAGCAAGGGAAACCGUGCCCGAACAGACAAUGUACGGGUCGUUUGGAAAUACUCUCGUGUCGUGGGCAUUGCGGUUACCCUGUGACACAUUUCUGGCGGCACACCGAGCAUGCGAUAUUCUUCCAGGCAAAAGGACAACACGAUCAUCCGCGACCGGAAGCGAAAUCCACUUCCGAGGCGAGAAGAAGCGUCGGUGCUGGACGAAGGGUGCGGGGACUCGCGGUCCUCCUCGCCAACGAGGCUGCUUUAGGUUCUAAAUUGAUGUCACUGAGAGGAACUAAAAGACCGAACUCGGAGACGCUCGAGCAGCCGCCAAGAUCGACGCAACCACCACCACUUAUACCGGACAAAGGAUACUCGUGUUCCUGUCCACCAUUCGAGUGCAUGUGUCCCCUGCAGACGAACGUACAGUCGUUUCAGCAACAGCACCAUCAGCCAGGGAUGUACUCGCAACAGACCUCAUCGAACGACGCGCCGUACUGGAUGCAGGAUCCCGUGCAACCUCAAGAGAACCUAGGUUACAACCUGCCGAAUCAGGUUUCCCAGGAGGCCUCGUAUUCCGAUUUCCCCCCGUUCACCGGUGAAUUGCUGCAACCAGAAGAGAUUUUUCAAUUAGAUCAACCUUUGAGACCGGAUUUCCCCGUCAACUCCCAGGACGUAGCAAGAUCGCCGCCUACUCUGUUGGACCUGGGCAGUGGUACUAUCAAGUACGAGUUGAAGCACCAGGAUCAAACCUACUGGCAUCAAUUCCUGAGCGAAGAUUCCAGCAGUAGCCAUCUUAGUAUACCUCAGGACGACAGGCUCCAGUUUGCCGGUUUCGAGCCGGACAAGGACUCCAACGGCUAUUGCCCCAAGAGACCCUUGAAUCACUUCGUCCCCGACAAGAACAUCCACCAGAACCAUCAGCUGAACAAUCCCCUGAACUUCCAGGAUUACCAACGAAACCAGAAUCACAAGAGUUUCCUCGACGGGGCAGCGAAGAACGACCAGGAGGCCAAUUACUGGGUCCAAAAUCAUCAGGACGAUCGUUUAAACUUCCCCGGAUUCGAUCCCCAGAAAGACGAGGACCUGUUGACUUCUAGGAAAAACGUGAACUGCUUCACCAAGGAGAACUGCCAACCUCCUCUGAUGGACAGAGCCAAUUACAACGUGUACCCGAAGAAAGAGAACGGCAUGACUGAUCCUGUACGUCCCAGUCGUAGUCCCAUAACUUACGACGGCUACAGUCAGCUGUUCGAUCAUUCGGAUACCAAGAGUCAGCUGACCAUCACGUGUCGACCUCAUCAGACCCGAAUGGUUCUCGACGAGAGAUUGCAGAACAAUUAUGGAAACCACGAGACCAAUCCGGACACCACCGAAAGGUUGUUUCCGGAUUCCAACGGAAUCGACACGUCGUUGCAGUCGCAAAGUAGCCCAGAACCAUUUUUCUACCCCAGUAACGAUCGCUGCCAUUACACUUGCGAGGUGCUGGACACCCGGCUACCUCAGAUGAACAUGAACACCGGAAACACCCAGACGGGGAUCAAUUAUGGAGAUGUCAGCGAGUUGGAUCUACCACCCUUCGUCGAUUACACGCUGGUAGGAAUGCUGUGCAGCUCCGCGGAAGAGGACGCUUCGAAUUUGUUACCUAGUUGCCCUCAAAACGCGCAGAGCUACGUCCCGCACCAUUAGAUCAUUCUGUCGACCAUCUUCCUUUGUAUUAUAAAUAUUAAAUAUACGAUAGUUGCAACUCGAACGUUUUUUCCUCCUUUUAUCCUUUAAUAAUAUUGGAAAUCUUACGACCUCGAGGUUUGCCAAGAGGCAUUUUCUUGGCUUAUUUAACGAUACGUUCCAUGGAAAAGGAAAUAAGAAGGGAUCGAAAGCAGUAGAGUCGAGAAAUUAGCUUGAAAAAAGGUCUCCUGGUUUAGUCGUAAUUUAUUUAUUCGUAACAGAUACUCUCACGAUCACAACUGUAUGUAUGUUAUGUAAUAUAAUCAUAUAUACCUAUUUGCGUUACACUUUCUCGGAUUACAUGCGCGAUACUCAUUUCUCUCGUUUCUUUCCGUACGGCUUCUCUCUUUCUCCUCAAGCGACAAACUCUAGGCAGACGCGAGUAACGAAAUCGACUAUGAAUCCGCUCGCGUGUUCGUCGAACGAUCAAUCGAAUAGUCUCGAAAGAACCUUCAACUCUCGACGAUGAUCGAAAGCUAAUAUCGAAGAGAAAAGAGUGCGUGAGCGGAUGAUUCGUUCGUAAGCGUACCCUAGCUAAUAGUAAGAUCAUAGUCAACGAGUUAAGAAAGGAGAAUCGCUGAACCGCACGCUCGCGGAUCCUUUCGACCCCGUUACACCCCAUAAGAUUGCGCUUUUAUUCUCCGGAAAGAUCCCCGCGUCCGAAAGUGUCAUCCAACCGAGUAUAUCUCGAGAUCUAAUUUUCCUAUGAAGAGGGUCGAUCGUUCGACGAAAUAUUUUAUUCCAUCGGGACAAAAAUCAAACUCGUCUCUUUCGCUAUUUACUCCGACUAUUUGAUGUCCAAGAAAGAACAGAUACAUCGGCGGUAUUCAAAGAGAAAACAUUAGGUAAAUAUACUGUUCAAAAGACGCACCUAAGCACCUUCGUUUUCACACGCAUCAACCUCAAACUCUUAAGUAACUUUCAGAAGAUUUUAAACGGAUAGUUUAGUGUACAUGAUUUUUGAAAAGAAACAUAUUUAUAAUAAAACGAUAACAUAAUAAUGGUAUGUCUCGUUUUAAGGUUAGAUUAGCUACUAUAUUCGCACUAUGUUCAACUACGAUACGAUCACUGUAUCGUAAGUUUAAUUUUCAAUAACAUUUUAGAGAACGUUCUUAGGUCACACUCGAAGGUGUGACGAGGUCAGCGAAGGUAAGUCACUUAAACGGUACGUUUACCAAAGAUAAAAAGCAAACCUAAAGAUUACGUUACACGAUAUCGCAAAAAUUUCCUCGUAUCUUAUACUCUUUCGUUUGUACGUGAAUUACGAUUACACCCCCUCGCACAGUGUGUAUAAACCUUUCUAAGCGUAUAAAUUUUGGUCGGUAAAAAAAAGAAUAUUCUAUAAUAUCGAAUUACAUUUGUCCUAUACACGUCACACAUAAAACAAACCUUAUAUCUCGUUACGCUACGUUUACAUAACAUUUUUUUUUCAACAUUUUUUCUUACUUUUGUCUCUUUAGGCAUCUAAGUAAAAAAUGGGGAAAGGGAAAUUGAGGGAUAAAGGGCAAGGGCUGGAAAAUGUGUUCUGUCAGAGAAUCGCUAGAAAAAUAAAAACGCGUCUUUAUCCUCCGCACGCACACACGCAUUCUCUUUCUUCUCUUCGUCGUCAUCUUUUACAAAAUUUCUCUCUUCGACGUUCUUCGCGAUCUGACGCGUGCUUCUUCAUCCGAGAAAAGAAAAAUCUUCGUGUCGGGAAUCGUAUGAUCCGUGUUAUAAUCUUUCGUUAAACGAAUCACAACGUUUCGAUCAAACUUGUCCCCUCGAUUUUUCAGGCGAUCGUGCCUCUAUCUGACGAGGCUAAGUAACACAGCUAAAACACGUUGCAGGCACGUUGCUUUGAUAUAUGAAUUUCGGUAGACCCGUGUGCAUAGAUAACUUUCUUUUAAUCGUGGAAAAGUCCUGGUAUUGUAACUAAAGUCUCCCAUUUAAUCGCGCGUGUAAAAAUGUCAAUGUUACACGAGUUAGGCAAACAUUAAACAGUUGCUUCCCCUACGUUUUCCUUUAAAAGGAAAGAGAGCAAUCUUUGCACGACGCUACGCAUCACGCACCUAAACCAGGACGAACAAUUAGGAAUUCGUGAAUAUUCGGCCGACGGAUCGAAGGAAUUCACGCGAGAACCAGCUGUUCGAGUACUCGGCAAAUCGUGUUAGAAGCUGGAGUCUCGCGUCAUUCAGAAGGGAGAAAACUUUAUUCCCGUCGGUUUUGAUUUUUGCUUGCAACUAACCGCGGCCCAAUGGAGCGUUCCGAAGGAACUUGGGCAAAACUGGAAUUUCAAAUCGAUUACACGGACAUUUUACGAUAAAUACGAAAUCGAUCUUUGUUGCUUGAUACAUCUCGAACUUGUUAAAGUAAUUUCAAUUGGAAAACUGAACAUUGGAUUUGGAAAAUAAAUCGAUAUCGCCGUAGAACAUAAGCUGCCGCGUCGAGUGACCGUCUGAUCGGCGUUGCAGCUAAAUGCUCGUCCAACGAUCGUCGAAUUGCUAUAACGAAAGCGUAAAUGGACGCAGUGCAACGCGUGUAAAGUCUUUCCUAUGUUAAUAAUAAUUUUACGAGUCUAAAAAACUUCAAGACUAUCGCAUGUGCAAUUCAUCAUGGAUCAGCCUCAUCGAUGAUUUCACGAACUGAUCUGCUGUUAAAUCCGAAUAAAGAUAGUAACAGGACAUAAAGACUGUGACUCUUUCUGGUUCUGGAAAUUGUAAAUUGGACUAAUUGCAGUCGUGAACAGGUGUUUAUGUACACGGGGAACAAGCAUUUAAUUAAAUUAUAUUACAUGUAUCUUAGAUAAUUGCUAAUACGUUUCAUGAUACGCUGUGAUACUUGACAAUUGCGUUUAAAUUUAAGAAAAUUAUGCUUCGUUCGAGUGUUAAAUUAGAAGGAUAUCUUUUUACUUGACCAUGUGGCAUAACGUGUUUGAACUUUCAACUUGAGUACCUACAAAGGUAUUGAAAUUUUACUUUCUUCGAUAGUUUUCGUGUUCAAUUUUGAUUCGAAGCUUGCCAGACCACCAGUGACCCACGGUUAUAUCACAGUCACAACUUUCAUCGAGUUUAGAGACUCUGUGAUUUAACUUGGAAACGGAAGGGACUAAAAUUGAGAAAAAAGCAUGAUAUUAGUUAUCGUUUUCUGUGAUUAAGUACUAUGAUGGCAUUUUUGGACCCACUUUAAAAUGUUUACCACGCAGCUUUUAUUCCACGCAACGCGGAACUCGUACAUCGUUUAUAUAAAUAAGGUUUUAACACUUUCGAUGCUCCAUAGUAAACGUAUUAACAAGAAGCUAGCCAAGUAUCCGUAGCACGACCGUUAAGAAAUCUCAGAUGAAACCAAGUCGCCGUUCCCAGUGCACAAUCUUCAUAAAUCAUUGUUAACGAUCACCUUCGAAGUUAAAUUCGAGGAAUUCGUAUAAGUUAUUGAAAUGAAAGGAAUUCGUGGUAGAUCCGUACAUAAAGUGCGUGUUUCGAUCGACGGAGGAGGAAACCCCUCGCAAAGAAGCUUUUCUGCUCGUGCUACGCCAGAAGCGGUUGCUUAUCAUUCUCUCGAUAAACUACAACCUAUCGAACGAACGAAUUAUCUGUUCGUUUUCGUCUUGCUUGUCGCUCGACCUCGAAAAUCAGAGGGGAAACGAGCGAUCGAGCCAGCGAUUCGAUCACGAGUUUCGCGAUUCACAAAAAA